Messenger RNA from Scophthalmus maximus (turbot), 4353 nucleotides. RefSeq names its product ATP-binding cassette sub-family C member 4. The coding region runs from base 116 to 4054 and encodes 1312 amino acids. The record is from RefSeq and is a predicted model, not a curated record. Gene Ontology annotation, biological process: transmembrane transport. NCBI's taxonomy places the organism in Eukaryota, Metazoa, Chordata, Actinopteri, Pleuronectiformes, Scophthalmidae. Gene Ontology annotation, cellular component: plasma membrane. The transcript is spliced from 32 exons. Gene Ontology annotation, molecular function: ABC-type transporter activity; ATP hydrolysis activity; ATP binding.
CACACACACGCGCGCGCGCGCGCACACACGUCGCACGUGGCACGUGAUUUAACAGCUGGCCUCGUAAGUGAACCUGUGUGGUUGGAGCCGAGCAUCCUGGCCGGAGGACGCAGACAUGACCGCUCGGGUGAAGAGCUCCGGCGGCGGCGGCGGCGGCCAACAUCCCCUGGCGGGCGCCGGGUUCGUGUCCAGGCUGUUUCUGUGCUGGUUGUACCCGUUGCUGCAGCUUGGCCACAAACGGAAGCUGGAGGAAAGUGACAUGUACAGAGUUCUUCCCGAGGAUCGCUCUGACGUACUCGGAGAGACACUGCAAAGGUUGUGGGAGCGUGAAGUUAGAAAUGCCACGAAGGACCUGAGGAAACCAAAACUCACCAGAGUUCUCAUCAGGUGCUUUGGGAAGCCCUUCGCCGUGGCUGGGCUGUUUGCAUUUUUACUGGAGACCAUUAAAGUAGUGCAGCCUCUUCUUCUCGGGAAAAUAAUCAUGUAUUUUGAGAAUUAUGACCCUGACGACCGGACAAGUCUCUACAUGGUGUCUGGUUACGGUGCUGCCAUGUCCCUGUCCGCCUUCGGACUGAUGAUCCUCCAACUUCUCUACUACUACCAUGUCCAAAGAAUAGGCAUGAAGAUACGAGUGGCCAUGUGUCACAUGAUUUACACGAAGGCUCUUGGUCUCAGCAGUGAAGCCAUGGGACAAACCACCACUGGACAAAUUGUGAACCUCCUCUCAAAUGACGUCUACCGCUUAGACGAGGUCACACUCAAUCUGCACUACCUGUGGUUGGGACCUCUACAAACGAUGGGGAUCAUCUUUUUCCUUUGGUCUGAGAUCGGCCUGUCGUGUCUGGCAGGCGUGGCAGCUGUUGCCCUCAUGUUGCCUGUGCAGACCUGGUUCGGAAAACUCUUUGGUAUCUUCAGGAGUAAAACGGCAGUCCUCUCUGACGAUAGGAUUCGCAUCAUGAACGAAGUGGUGUCUGGCAUCAGGAUCAUCAAGAUGUACGCCUGGGAGAAACCAUUCUCCGCUCUGGUCACUGAGGUCAGAAGGAAAGAAAUCAGCCAGAUACUGAAGAGCUCUUUUCUACGAGGACUCAACAUGGCCGCCUUCUUUGCCAGCAGCAAGGUCAUCGUCUUCAUCACCUUCGCCGUCUACGCCCUCCUGGGAAACGCCAUCACUGCCAGCAGAGUGUUUGUCACCGUGUCCCUCUAUGGCACCGUCAAGAUGACGGUCACUCUGCUCAUCCCGCUGGCUGUGGAGAAGCUGUCGGAGACCGUGGUCAGCAUUCACAGGAUCAAGAAUUUCCUCCUGCUCAAGGAGGUUGACAGAAACACGUCCGGGAUUCCUCUUGAUGAGAAGAAUCCAAACUGCAUCGAGAUGAAGAAGUUGACCUGCUACUGGGAUAAGAGUUUGGACGCUCCGUCACUCCAGAAUGUCUCCGUCAAUGUGAAGUCGCACAAACUUCUGACUGUGAUUGGACCCGUGGGGGCUGGAAAGUCGUCGCUGCUGAGUGCGAUCCUGAGGGAGCUGCCUCUCGACACAGGGACCCUACAGGUCAAAGGUCAGUUGACCUACGCCUCCCAGCAGCCCUGGCUGUUCCCCGGAACCAUCCGGAGUAACAUCCUGUUUGGGAGAGAGCUCAACUCCACCAAGUACGAGGAGGUCAUCAGAGCCUGCGCACUGAAGAGAGACCUGGAGCUGCUGCCGGACGGAGACCGGACGCUGAUCGGAGACCGAGGAGCGACGCUCAGCGGGGGGCAGAAAGCUCGAAUCAACCUGGCGAGGUCUGUGUAUCAGGACGCAGACAUCUACCUCCUGGACGAUCCUUUAAGUGCUGUGGACGCCGAGGUCGGGAAACAUCUGUUCGAACAGUGCAUCUGUGGGCUGCUGAAGAACAAGACUCGUGUCCUGGUCACUCACCAGCUGCAGCAUCUCAGGACCAACGACCACAUUCUGAUCCUGAAGGAGGGUCACGUCAUGGCGCAGGGCUCCCACAGGGAGCUGCUGUCCUCCGGGCUGGACAUGGAGUCUCUGAUGAGGAGUGGCGAGGAGCAAGAGAGAUGCGCUCGAUCGUGCGACUCGGACAAAGUGUCUCUGCGAAGCCAGAGGACGAAUAACUCGUACGGUUCACAUGGUCCCAACAGCAGCCUCCUGCCGCCAGAGAGCAGCUGCACAAAUCAGCUUCCUGUUGAAUCAGUUUGUAACAUGGUGGAGGAGACUCGGGAGGAAGGAGACGUCAGCGGUAGCAUUUAUCUGCAGUACUUCACCGGAGGCCGUAACCCGCUCGCCUUAUUGGCCAUCGUCGUGCUCAGUGUCACAGCCGAGGUUGCGUACAUUCUUCAGGACUGGUGGCUCGUGUACUGGACAGAAGCAAAGUGUUGCAACAGCACAGCGACUGACAUUGGUUUUACAAAUGGAACUGACACCACUCACUCAGACGCGUUCAGUCUCACGUUUUACCUCAGCGUUUACUCAGGUCUGACAGCAGCUGCUGUGGUCUUUGGCUACGCACGGAGCCUGGUGAUAUUUCAUGGUUUGGUGAGAUCGGCUCAGACGCUGCACGACAGCAUGUUCAGCGCCGUCCUCCGAGCGCCCGUCGCCUUCUUUGACGUCAACCCGAUAGGAAGAAUUCUCAACAGGUUUUCCAAAGACAUCAGCCAGAUGGACUCCAUGUUACCCAUCACCUUUGUGGACUUCUACCAGUUUUUUUUACUGAUUACCGGCGUGGUCGCCGUGGCGGCGGCGGUCAUCCCUCACAUCCUGAUCCCCAUCGUUCCUCUGUUUCUUGUCUUCUUGUACUUGAGGCGUUUCUACCUCAGCACAUCGCGAGACAUCAAACGACUCGAGUCCACAACUCGGAGUCCGGUCUUGUCCCAUCUGUCGUCGUCUCUUCAGGGCCUGUGGACGAUCCGAGUCUUCGGGGCCGAGGGGAGGCUAAAGAGAGACUUUGAUGCCCACCAGGACCUGCACUCAGAGGCCUGGUUUUUAUUCCUCAUGACGUCCCGGUGGUUUGCGCUUUGCCUCGACAGCCUUUGUUCCGUAUUCAUCACUUUCACAACGUUUGCCUGCAUCUUCCUCAGAGAUGGUCUUGGUGCAGGACAGGUGGGCCUGGUGCUCACCUACGCUGUGACCCUGCUUGGAAACUUCCAGUGGACCGUGAGGCAAAGUGCUGAGGUGGAGAACAUGAUGACGUCAGUGGAGAGGGUGGUGGAGUACACGCAGCUGAAGAGUGAAGCAUCCUGGGAAACCCAGAAGCGCCCUCCUCCUGAUUGGCCGAGUCGAGGAAUGGUGAUGUUCAAGAGGGUUAACUUCUCCUACGGCAGUGAUGGACCACAGGUCCUGAAAGACAUCAGCAUCACCUUCCAGCCCAACGAGAAGGUCGGGGUCGUGGGGAGAACCGGCGCUGGGAAAAGCUCCCUGGUGUCGGCGCUGUUCCGCCUCGGAGAGCCCGAGGGAGAGAUCUACAUCGACGGAGUUCUGACCUCAGAGAUCGGCCUCCACGACCUGCGCCAGAAGAUGUCCAUCAUUCCUCAGGAUCCGGUGCUGUUUACCGACACUGUGAGGAAGAACCUGGACCCUUUCAACCAGCACACUGAUGAAGACCUGUGGACAGCUCUGGAGGAGGUGCAGCUGAGGCCCGUGGUAGAGGAGCUUCCCGGUAGGUUGGAGACAGUUCUGGCCGAGUCGGGCUCCAACUUCAGCGUGGGUCAGAGACAGCUGGUGUGUCUGGCCAGAGCCAUCCUGAGGAAGAACCGUGUCCUCAUCAUCGACGAGGCCACGGCCAACGUGGACCCCAGGACGGACAAACUGAUCCAGAGAACCAUUCGAGACAAGUUCAGAGAAUGUACCGUGCUCACCAUCGCCCAUCGUCUCAACACCGUCAUAGACAGUGACAGAAUACUGGUUCUGGACAGUGGAACCAUCCAGGAGUUGGACCGUCCCUUCACCCUGCUGCAGAACAAAGACGGGGCCCUUUACAAAAUGGUGCAACAGAUGGGCCCGACUGAGGCAGCAGCUCUGCUGGAGGCCGCCAGACAGAAACAAGCAACACAACAGUCCUGAUGACGUGACACCAACACACUCCACAUCGAGGACCUGGUCAUGUGAGACGGCCAUGUGAGCUCAGGGAACGUUUCCAGUAAAGUGCCUGGAGUCUUGAAAUCACUGCUGUAAAAACUUGACAUGGACACUUUAUUUUCUACGAUCGUUAUUUAUAUGGAAACUAAUUGCUGCUCAGUCCACUGAGAUUUCUUUUAUCAAAUGUGUUACCCUUGUUGAUCUCAUUGAUUGUUGAUGAAUGAGUUUGUUUGUUGUCUGUUGAGUUUGAUCGAUUCCCAUGAAUAAAUCGUUACUGUAAAUUA